CCAUGCCUUCUGCCCCUUCCCCCUCCCUCACCCACCCUCCGAAUCGCCCGGCCUGCGGGUCGCGGGGCGCCGCCUCGCCCUGGGCGCGGGCGAAGGAGCGGUGACCCCGCCGAGCGCACCCCGCGGGGCCCCGGGGGGCCUUCCCAGCCGGGUCUCUGAAGCGGUGAAAGGAGACGCUGCCUCGAUUUGGUUUCACAUUAAAAGGACGCUCACAGUAGUGGCGAGAAAAUCAACUGUUUCGGGCAUUCGACCCUCUGAAGAGACAGGCGUGGGUGGCGCCUGCUGGUUAAAGGGCCACCCUGGGUGCCAGGAAGGGGGUCGGUUGGGUAGCGGUGGGUGACUGGGGACAGAGCCCCACUGGAGGGCCGCCCUGCCUCCCCUGAGCCAGGGACCGAGUUAGCAACGUCAGAAACAGUGGGUGUUGGUUUGGAUCAACUCUAAGACGGGGAAACCUGCGAUUCUGUUAGAUGGCCUCUCAGAACAGCCCGUGCCCCUCGGGAGCGGGGCAGCACUUAGGUAACUGAGUCACCCGCCCUGCCUUCCAGGGCGCACCCCAUGGAGGACCUGUCAGUGAGACGGAAAAGUAAACGGGGUGAAUAACGGUGCUCUUUCUCGGUGGCUUUCAUGCCAAGAAGCUAAGGGGGAAGGUGUGCGUUUUCAAAGCCUUUCUGCUGAAAACAUGUGCUGCCAUGAGCCUGGCGCCGGGCUGCUGAGCGGUGCUGUGCUCUGGAGGACAGUUUUGCAGCCCCUGGAGCGGCCUGUGCGGAGGGGGAGGCAGUGAGAUACUGCUCCCAGCAAACCUAACUAAAGGACCAUAUGCUGAGAUUUUACAGCACGGAAAGUUAAGAGAAAGGCAGUGUAGAAGGGAGACGACACAUCAGUCUGUGCAUAGCAGUGCUUCGAAACAAAGUCCUUAAAAGGAAGAAAUGUCUUCUAUAAAAAGAAAUCCAAAGCAAGAAAUAGUUUCUCAAUUUCACUAUUCAGCUGCAGAAGGAGAUAUUGCCAGAUUAACAGUAAUACUCAGUCGUUCUCCAUCUCUACUCAAUGAAACUUCUGAAAAUGGCUGGACUGCUUUAAUGUAUGCUGCAAGGAAUGGGCACCCAGAUGUUGUCCAAUUUCUACUUGAGAAAGGGUGUGACAGAUCCAUUGUCAACAAAUCAAGGCAGACUGCACUGGAUAUUGCUAACUUUUGGGGUUACAAGCAUAUAGCUAACUUACUAGCUAAUAAUAAAGGUGGGAAGAAGCCUUGGUUCCUAACCAAUGAAGUAGAAGAAUGUGAAAAUUAUUUUGGCAAAACACUGUUGGACCGGAAAAGUGAAAAAAGAAGUAAUUCUGACUGGCUACUAGCUAAAGAAAGCCAUCCAGCCACAGUUUAUAUACUUUUCUCAGAUUUAAAUCCCUUGGUUACUCUGGGUGGCAAUAAAGAAAGUUCCCAACAGCCAGAAGUCAGGCUUUGUCAGCUGAACUACACAGAUAUAAAGGAUUAUUUGGCUCAGCCUGAAAAGAUCACCUUGAUUUUCCUUGGAGUAGAACUUGAAAUGAAAAAAGAGUUACUUAAUUAUACUGGGGAAGUCCCAAGAGAAGAAGAUGGGUUGGUUGCCUGGUUUGCUCUAGGCAUAGAUACUGUUGCUGCUGAAGAAUUUAAGCAAAGACAUGAAAAUUGUUAUUUUCUUCAUCCUCCAAUGCCAGCUCUUCUGCAAUUGAAAGAAAAUGAAGCUGGAGUUGUAGCUCAAGCAAGAUCCGUCCUUGCCUGGCACAGUAGAUAUAAGUUCUGCCCAACCUGUGGAAGUGCAACGAAAAUUGAAGAAGGUGGAUAUAAAAGAGUAUGCUUAAAAGAAGGCUGCCCUAGCCUCCAUGGCGUUCACAAUACAUCAUAUCCAAGAGUUGAUCCAGUAGUAAUCAUGCAAGUUAUUCAUCCAGAUGGGACCAAAUGUCUUUUAGGCAGGCAGAAAAGAUUUCCUCCAGGCAUGUUUACUUGCCUUGCUGGAUUUAUUGAACCUGGGGAGACAAUAGAAGAUGCUGUUCGGAGAGAAGUAGAAGAGGAAAGUGGUGUCAAAGUUGGCCAUGUUCAGUAUGUCUCUUGUCAACCAUGGCCAAUGCCCUCUUCCUUAAUGAUUGGUUGCUUAGCUGUGGCAGUGUCUACAGAAAUUAAAGUUGACAAGAAUGAAAUAGAGGAUGCCCGCUGGUUCACUAGAGAACAGGUUGUGGAUGUUCUGACCAAAGGGAAGCAGCAGGCAUUCUUUGUGCCACCAAGCCGAGCGAUUGCACAUCAGUUAAUCAAACACUGGAUUGGAAUGAACCCCAAUCUCUAAAUCAAUAACUAGACUUUGAGUACUACUUGAUUUCUAAUACUACUUAUUUCAUCAUAUGAUAUUAGAAAUGUUCACUGCUCUUUAGAAUGUCACAAUACAAAAUAUCAUACUGGGUGUCUAAAAUAUUUUCAAAGUGUACUUUUCAUCUUAACCACAGAAUUCUUAACUUUAUAAAUUAUAACAUUGCCUCAGAUUUUGUUAAAUCUGGAUCAUCCUUCUGUAAAGAGUUUUUUGGGGGUUUUUUUGGUUGUGCUCCAUAAUUUUAUCUCACAAAACCAUAUUUCUAAUAAGAGAAACCAUGUUGUAAAGAACUAUGUUCUAAAAAUGUAAGUAACCUAAACUCUUGUAAGCAUUAGACCAGACAUUAAAGACCCAACACUGAAAUUAAACAUAUUCUAAAGGAAUUCUCAAAUAUCAGAUUUAAAUCUCAAAUAGAUGUACAUCUAUAUAUAUAUAUAAAACACUAAUAUGCAAGUAGACAAAUGGUGGAAUAACCGGACAAUCGGUCACUGUGAAGUGAGCUGACCACCAGGGGGUGCGCGUGGAACAUGGCGGGCAUUGGCAGCAGGCGGCAGAGCGCAGAACAUGGCAGUUGUUGACCACAAUGGGAUGGUGGAGCAGGUGAGCCAGACCAGGGUGGGGUGCCAGCUGCUGUCAUUGGGGCGAGCCUCUGGUGGUUACUGAAAAUUCUUUGUUCCCACACACUGCCCUGAUCACUCAGUGCCAUCAGCGGGUGCAAGUGGCAGCUGCCAGCCCCAAUCACCCUUCAGGGCUUCUCCACCUCCCCCUGCUCCUGAGGGGCAAGCGGAGCCGGCAGCCGCCUCUCACACCUACUACCGGCACCAGAGCCACCACUUGCACCCACUGCUGACACCCAGCACCAGUACUGAUUGCUCGGCACCAUCAAAGGGUGUGAGCUGCGGCUCCUGGCCCCGAUCACUCCUGAGGGCUUCUCCACCUCCCCCUACUCCUGAGGGGUGAUCAGGACAGCAGCUGCCACUCACACCAGCUGAUGGCACCAGACCCACUGUCAGCUGCUGGUGCCGGCCCCAGUCACUCCCCACUGUCAGCGGGUGCGAGCGGGACCGGCACCUUCAGUGCAUGGGAGCAGCAGUGGCAGGAGCAGGGCUGCCAGCAGAUGGGACCAGAGGCCACAGUGGGAGGUGCCGGGUGGAGGCAUGGAGGAUGGGGCAAGACCUGCCCCUGUGCCCACAGCAGCCUCACGGCCCACAGUUCCUUUCAACGUCCACAAAUUCAUGCACUAGGCCCCUAGUAUUUAAUAAAAACUGACUUUAUGUCUUAUCUUUGAGAAAUUAGACUAAUUUUAAUGAGUUUUGAGCUUGCUUUUUUAAUCUUCCCAUUACCAUAACGUUUCUUUCAGUUAUCAAUAGCUGAUUUUUUUUCUCAUCUUCCCAUUGUAAUAAAUGGUUUUCUCCUGGUUCCAUUGUUCUAGCAGUGGUACAGUUACAGUGCUGCUACUAGUCUAUUUCGUCAGUGUUAAGAAUUUUCUAUUUUGAUAACUCUACUAGUGAUCAGAAUAAGUGAGAGCAUACUAUUUUAUCUGGGACCUCCUCCUUAAACCUAAAAUUAAUCUAUCAAUUAAUCUGUUAGUUCUACUCAAAGUCUUAAGACAAAUCGGGACUCUGUGCUUUUUCACUGAAAUUAAACAUAUUUGAAAGGAAUGUUCCUUUAAAGGUCAGAUAGCUUUGCAUAUUUUUAAAAAACACUGGCUUUAUGGCAUUUUCUGAUACGGGUUGUAUCUGCAUUAACAAAAAAUUGUAUAACCAUUACUCAUUUUAUUAAACUCAAAUAUAACAUUUUUAUUUUGGCCUUAAAUCAUCACAUUCUAAGAAAUCUUUGUAAAAUAAAUAUAUCUUAGAAAUGAAUCAGUAAGAUUCUAGAGAAAGUAAAUUGUAGUAAUUCACAAUUUCGCAAUAUAGAACUAUAUUUUACAAGGCUGUUUUGAAAUUGUCUUAAAAGCAAAUGCUUAAAUAUAUAAAUUUAUAUAAUUUGGCUCUAUACUAUAGUAUGUUAACGCUGGAAGAGAGUUUAAGGAUAAUAUAUAUAGUCCAUUGCCCUUCUUUUAUGGAUAAGGUAAGAGAAAUCCUAAAAAGUGAAUUUAAUUCAUUAAAGGUGAAUUUAAAUAACUUUAAUACAAUUAAUUGUAAUUACAAUUAAGUAACUUAAUUACAACAGUCUAUACUGUGUAAUCUAGUGCAGGAUUCUCCCUCUAAUAGGAAGUAGAAACUAUUACUAAAAGUAAUUGCUUGAUGAAUCAAAAUAACAGAUGAUAAUAAAUUUAGUUUACCAAAUAUUGUUAAUUAACAUUUUUAGAUACUAAAAUUUAUUAACUUAAAUAAUUUUAUUAGAUAAAACUUUAUUUUACUGAUUAAACAAUGGUUUUCUUAGUAAUUGAUGAAGACUUAUUGAUAGCAGGACUUUAGACAAAAUUAAGACACAGGACAUUUAGAUACAUAAUAAAAUCUGAACUACAUUGAUACUUAGAAAAUAACUUGCCUUAAUUAUUAUGAAGUAUAAUGACUUAAGGUUCAGUUUUAUUUCAAGUGUACUUUUAAUACAUACAGAUCCCAAGAUUACAUAAAAAAUUUCAGGUUUCCAUAAUAGGAUAGCAAAGUAAAAUACAAAGUUAUCAACAAAAUGUAGUUAUAAAUUUACUUUUGAUAUUUAAUCCUGUACUCAGGGAAAAUCAGUAUCUAAGUAAAUUAUUGUUUUAAUAAUUAUUCUUAAAUUGCUAACCUCUGAGAGGUGAAUAGCUACAUUAAGUAGAAGGAAUAGCCAAAAAAUGGUAGCAGUUCAAGUGCCAAGAAUGUAUUGUACUGGAAAUGAAUGUAACAAUACAUUAAAAUUUUUAUCUACUUUC
Myotis daubentonii (Daubenton's bat) is the source of this 5193-nucleotide messenger RNA. It is a transcript of the gene NUDT12, whose product is annotated as nudix hydrolase 12. Gene Ontology annotation, cellular component: cytosol; peroxisome. Gene Ontology annotation, biological process: NAD+ catabolic process; NADP+ catabolic process. The record is from RefSeq and is a predicted model, not a curated record. Lineage: Eukaryota; Metazoa; Chordata; Mammalia; Chiroptera; Vespertilionidae. Gene Ontology annotation, molecular function: protein binding; NADH pyrophosphatase activity; metal ion binding.